AAGGAACGCAUGCUGCCUCCCCCCACAGGACACGAGAUAGACCAGUCCAAGAUGGCGACGUCCAGUGACAAGCAGACGGUGGAAGGAAAAACCGGUCUUUUAUCCAUGGAGCUGCGUGUGCCCUUCCCUUCCCAGCAGCUGGCUCUCAUCGCGUACGGAUCUCUGUUCCCCGACCCAGAACCCAGGAAGGAGAUCGUGAAAAAGUUGCGUGUGGAGGGCACGGAGCUCAUCGUACUGUUCACCGCCCCCCAGGCCCGUCUCCUGCGUGUGGCGUUCCACUCCUUCCUUGACCACUUGGACAUGACCAUCCAGACCAUGGAGAAGUUUGGACCGCCUGAACCACACACCGCCUAGGAACUGAGUCAUCUAGGACCCUGAAUCUAGGACCUAGUCUCCUGACCAGAGAGAAAAAGGACUCACCUGUGGUGGCACUCGUCUGAGAAGUAGAAAAAAACUUGAUUUGAGAAAUUUGAACAGGGUGUGAAAGCGUUACCUCCAAAGACUUUUCUAA
Molecule: messenger RNA, 511 nt
Organism: Branchiostoma belcheri (Belcher's lancelet)
Lineage: Eukaryota; Metazoa; Chordata; Leptocardii; Amphioxiformes; Branchiostomatidae
Product: EKC/KEOPS complex subunit LAGE3-like
Exons: 3
Coding region: 10-354 (114 amino acids)
Cellular component (GO): EKC/KEOPS complex
Source: RefSeq, a predicted model, not a curated record